Messenger RNA from Raphanus sativus (radish), 648 nucleotides. RefSeq lists its product as uncharacterized. The coding region runs from base 1 to 648 and encodes 215 amino acids. NCBI's taxonomy places the organism in Eukaryota, Viridiplantae, Streptophyta, Magnoliopsida, Brassicales, Brassicaceae. The transcript is spliced from 2 exons. The record is from RefSeq and is a predicted model, not a curated record.
AUGUGGCUGAGAGAGGUAGAGCAGCUGGUGGUUAAGACUUUGCAGCUAGUAACAACAACACUCCGCAGUGUACUCCUUCCUCUCUCUUUCCUUCUCCUUUGCCAUCUCUCUUCAGCUUCCUUCCUCUUCUCAUUGAUCAAAUCUCUUUUGCAAACAGAAUCAUCUUUCUUCUUCUCUCUCUUUCAUUACAUGAAUCCGGCCAUCUUAUACGUGGCUGUUUCGGCAAUAAGCAUUUACACUCUAGUUCUCGGCCUGACCACCAAGAUCACAGCCACAUAUCCCAACUGCUCGAUUCCCUUUUAUCCAGAUGUCACCAUGGCGUGGCUCACGCUCUUCCUUGUUAAAAUCUCCGUCGGUUUAGGCCUGGAAGGAACGAGUUUCAACGGUUUAAUCAUCGAAAGUGAAAGUAACUUCUUGAGCAGGCUAGUGUUUUUAUGUGGUCUUCACAAGGUAAUGCUUAUGUGGUGUACAGUGAUCGUGAGACUGGUAGUAGACAGCACAUUAAUCGGAAGAGACACAGGUUACCACCAGAGAGAAGGGACGGUGGUGGAGAGAGUGGCUUUGGCCGUCAGCUGCGGGACAUUGUGGUGGUGGAAGCUUUGGGUCGAAGUAGAGGCUUUGGUUGGUGUGGCAAAGGCUAAAAAGUGA